AAUAUAUAGGGUUUGCCUAAUGCCUUUACACAAGUAGCUCAGUUUCAGUUUCAAUUAUUGAAUAACAAAUAGUAAAGUAACCGACAGAGUAUAGAAAAGUGCAUCAUUAUCGUCGUAUUAGAACUUCAUCAAUCAUUGAGAUUUUAUCACACAGUUCAGCUAAUUAUUUUGUUGUCGUUUGUCGUUAUAGCAACCGUUCAAACUGGGAGAAAUUGCUUUGUUGCAGUCACGCUCAAGGUGUUGUCUGAUCAGCUGUUCCGUUGAUAGCUAGCUAGUUUACUAACUUUAGUCAUCAUAACGCUACAUAUCUGUUGGCAAUAAUGGCCCAUUACAGAGCUUCAGAAUCCAAGAGAGAACAAUUUAGAAGGUAUCUAGAAAAAGCUGGAGUUCUUGACAGUCUCACCAAUGUAUUGGUGGCCCUGUACGAAGAGACAGAGAAACCUAAUAAUGCUUUGGACUUUCUAAAGCAUCACCUUGGUGUGGCUGGUGCUGAGCCAGCAGAUGCGGAGGCCCUUCGUCUGGAGCUGACUGAGCUACAGAAGAAGUGGGAUCUGCUCAUGAAGGAAAACAAAGACCUCAGAAACAGGCUUCUGCAGUAUGAACCAGCACCCGAGGAUAAAGCAGCGGAGUAACGGAGUUGGUUGAAUUGUUAUUUUUGUCCACUGUUUUGAGGAAAAAGGCACUUAUAAAGCUAUUAUUUCUUAGUAGUAGUAUAUAACACUAUACCCAAGGAUGGAAGAACUGUGAAUUGCAAAAGCAAUGUAUUUUUGUUAAGUAAUAUUUUCUGUGUACAGACACUUGUUCAAUCUAAAGCGUAAACUAUUUCUCUCCAAUUUCAAGUCAAUAAAUACUCAUUUCAGCAAAUA
This is a messenger RNA of Coregonus clupeaformis (lake whitefish), 866 nucleotides long. RefSeq names its product c-Myc-binding protein. Lineage: Eukaryota; Metazoa; Chordata; Actinopteri; Salmoniformes; Salmonidae. The transcript has 5 exons. The coding region runs from base 321 to 632 and encodes 103 amino acids. The record is from RefSeq and is a predicted model, not a curated record. Gene Ontology annotation, cellular component: nucleus. Gene Ontology annotation, biological process: regulation of DNA-templated transcription. Gene Ontology annotation, molecular function: transcription coactivator activity.